GACGAACCCUUCUUACUCGACGACCUUGAUGGUUUCAAGAACGCUUUCCGCCUCCCUCGGGCGUGCUCUUCGCGGCGCAGCGCGCACUCCGCGAUCAUUGCGGUCGUUUGCGACGGCAGUCAACAUUCCCAGCCCUAUUACAGAGUCCACGACACUGUCUAAUGGCCUGACUGUCGCGACGGAAUCAAAUCCUCACGCGCAGACUGCAACGGUUGGUGUGUGGAUCGACGCGGGCUCGAGGGCAGAGACGGACAAGACGAAUGGCACCGCGCACUUCCUCGAGCAUAUGGCCUUCAAGGGCACGAACCGCCGCUCUCAGCAUGCACUAGAGCUUGAGGUUGAGAACAUCGGUGCGCACCUCAACGCGUACACGUCUCGCGAGCAGACAGUCUACUACGCCAAGAGCUUCCGCAAGGACGUCGGUACGGCGGUGGACAUCAUCAGCGACAUUCUGCAGAACUCGAAGCUCGAGAACACUGCCAUCGAGCGAGAGCGCGAUGUCAUUCUCCGCGAGCAGCAGGAGGUCGACAAGCAGAUGGAGGAAGUUGUUUUCGACCACCUCCACUCCGUCGCGUUCGCGGGUCAACCCUUGGGCAGAACCAUCCUCGGCCCCAAGCAGAACAUCCUUUCCAUCAGCCGUGAUGACCUCGCAUCCUACAUCCAGACCAACUACACUGCGGACCGCAUGGUUCUUGUCGGCACUGGCGGUGUUGACCACCAGGAGCUUGUGAAGCUCGCGGAGAAACACUUCUCUGGCCUCCCCGUCUCGUCCAACCCCAUCCCCCUCGGACGUCUAGCCCAUCCCAAGACGAAGUUCGUCGGUCAGGAAGUACGGAUACGCGAUGACACCAUGCCCACCGCGCACAUUGCCAUCGCCGUGGAGGGUGUUGGCUGGAGCUCACCUGACUACUUCCCCAUGCUCGUCAUGCAAUCGAUCUUCGGCAACUGGGACCGUUCACUCGGUGCCGCUGGCCUGAUGUCGUCACGUCUGUCCCAUAUCAUUUCGUCGAACAACCUUGCGAACAGCUACAUGUCGUUCUCGACUUCCUACUCUGACACUGGUCUCUGGGGCAUCUACCUCGUGACGGAGAACUACAUGAAUAUGGAUGACCUCGCACACUUCACGCUCAAGGAGUGGACGCGGAUGUCAAUCGGCCCGACGGAGGUUGAGGUAGAGCGUGCGAAGAGCCAGCUGAAGGCCAGCUUGCUCCUUAGCUUGGAUGGCUCCACUGCCGUUGCGGAGGAUAUUGGGCGACAGCUUGUGACGAGCGGCCGCCGCAUGACGCCCAAGCAGAUCGAGCAUGCGGUCGACGCAGUCACUCCUGCGGAGAUUAAGCGGGUAGCGCAGAAAUACCUGUGGGAUCAGGAUAUCGCCAUAACUGCUAUGGGUCCUAUUGAGGGCCUGCUAGACUACAACCGUAUCCGUGCUGACAUGUCAUCGUUGCUGUACUAGACGAGGGACAUUGAGGGAUAGACGUAAAAGUAGUCGCUACUUCCACUUUUUGUCACUAGAUAGGGAAGUGGGGUUAAUUCUUUGCCGCCUUGUCGUGUGCCUUUGGUGAGGAUGCAAUCGUCCACGCUGGUUUCACCUUGUGUACCACUUCUUCGUGUCCUCCGUAGCUGCACGGGUGCACUUCAUUGUAGCCAAUAUCAUCAUCUAACUCC
This is a messenger RNA of Postia placenta MAD-698-R-SB12, 1665 nucleotides long. RefSeq lists its product as hypothetical. Gene Ontology annotation, molecular function: metalloendopeptidase activity; metal ion binding. Gene Ontology annotation, cellular component: mitochondrion. The transcript is spliced from 4 exons. The record is from RefSeq and is a predicted model, not a curated record. The coding region runs from base 29 to 1453 and encodes 474 amino acids. Lineage: Eukaryota; Fungi; Basidiomycota; Agaricomycetes; Polyporales; Adustoporiaceae.